GGGAAGGUCGCGCGCCAGCCUCCAUCUUCAUCCUCUCCAUCAUCAUCAUCAUCAUGUCCGCCACCAAGGAUGAGCACCGCAAAGGCUCGAGCGAGUGGCGGGAAUUCUUCUGGAACCCGCGAACUCACGAGCUGAUGGGCCGGACCGCCUCGAGCUGGGGUCUGAUCCUGGUCUUCUACCUGGUCUUCUACCUGUUCCUGGCGGGAAUGUUUGUUCUCACCAUGUACAUCAUGCUGCUGACCCUCGAUGACUACAAACCCACCUGGCAGGACCGUCUGGUCACUCCAGGGAUGAUGAUUCGUCCGAAGGGCGAUCAGCUGGAAAUCAGUUUCUCGGUCUCAGAGACUGAAAGUUGGGACGGCUUCGUCCACAAUCUCAACACCUUCCUCUCUCCGUACAAUGACAGCUAUCAGGUUCAGACCAAUGAUAACUGCCCUCCAGAUCAAUACUUCAUUCAAGAGGACAGUGGAGAGGUGAGGAACAAUCCGAAGCGUUCCUGUCAGUUUAAUCGGACGAUGUUGGAGGAUUGUUCUGGGGUUUCGGAUCGUUACUAUGGUUACAGCAGCGGUCAGCCCUGCAUCCUCAUCAAGCUGAACCGGGUGAUCGGCAUGUUACCAGGGAAGGACGGUCAGUCUCCUUUUGUCAGCUGUGGAGCGAAGGGGGAGGACAGCAGUAAAAUCGGGCCUCUGGCGUAUUUUCCUCCGAAUGGAACCUUUAACCUGAUGUACUAUCCGUACUACGGCAAGAAAGCUCAGGUGAACUACACUCAGCCGCUGGUCGCCGUCAAGUUCCUGAACGUCUCGCUGAACACAGACGUCAACGUCGAGUGUAAAAUCAACUCCAACACGCUAGCCGACGGCAGCGAGAGGGACAAGUUCGCUGGGAGGGUUUCCUUCAAGCUGCGGGUCAACGCCGACUAGACACACACAUAUACACACAUAUACACACACACACACACACACACA
Molecule: messenger RNA, 965 nt
Organism: Thunnus maccoyii (southern bluefin tuna)
Lineage: Eukaryota; Metazoa; Chordata; Actinopteri; Scombriformes; Scombridae
Gene: atp1b2a
Product: ATPase Na+/K+ transporting subunit beta 2a
Exons: 8
Coding region: 54-920 (288 amino acids)
Biological process (GO): intracellular potassium ion homeostasis; intracellular sodium ion homeostasis; sodium ion export across plasma membrane
Cellular component (GO): sodium:potassium-exchanging ATPase complex
Molecular function (GO): ATPase activator activity
Source: RefSeq, a predicted model, not a curated record